Molecule: messenger RNA, 846 nt
Organism: Acyrthosiphon pisum (pea aphid)
Lineage: Eukaryota; Metazoa; Arthropoda; Insecta; Hemiptera; Aphididae
Exons: 2
Coding region: 308-829 (173 amino acids)
Source: RefSeq, a predicted model, not a curated record
UUAGAUAUUUUAUGAUAUCUGUGAUAUUGAUAAAAUUUUCAAUUUUUUAUAUAGAUCUGUCUAUUUGCAAUUUGCCUGCGAUACACCUGCGAUUCACUUGCGAUUUACCUACGAUUUACCUGCGAUUAAAACUUUGAACAUAGUUCAUACCAAAAACCCAGCUCGUGCUUUCGCACUUUAUUGUUAAAACGUUUUUGUUGUUUUGUUUUUACUUAUUAAUUUCGUUUUAAAUUUCUUACCUACUAUAACAUAACUACUCUUUUUUUUUUUUUUUUGGUGUUCUGAUUCUAGUUAUAUAUUAAUAAUAAUGGACAACGAGGAAGUAUUUGCUCUCCCAGAUCAUUUGGUUGACCAUGACUACUUCCUGCCAGUUGUAUAUGAAGAUGAUCAUAUACUGCGUGAAGAAGAAGUAGAGGAAUUGGUAGAAGAAGAAGAAGUAGAAGAAUUGGACGAAGAAGAGGAAGAGGAAGAGGAACCAAUUGUCAGAGUGUCGGAAACAUACAGAUUGAUUCCUGGGGUUCAUAACCGAUCGAGGAUAUAUGUUGACAACUUGGGAUUCAAGUAUUACAAACGAGAAACUCGUGGACAACGCGUGUAUUUAGUAUGCGAACGGCAGAAGCAACGGAACCAGUACUGCCCUGCCACUGCAACUGUUAGUGCAAAUUUGAACGACAACAGAAUUCGUCUAGGGUACUACCACGACCAUCAGCCCAGAGUGAUCGACCUGAAUGUGCCGUUUUUGAGGGAAACCAUAGGUGAAAGAGAAAUUGAUCCAGCAGUUACAACCUCAUUUAUGAAAACUUUGUGCAACAACGAAAUUAUCAAGUGAGUCGUAUUCAAACUUAU